AAGACCAAGUUGACUCGUCGUCAAUGUCCAGAAGCUGGUAUAUUAAGACGGUGGAUUUCCAGGUCUAGGUCAGAUUUUCCUUCCAUCUCAUCAACAUCCAGAAAUCUCAGCUUACAACGAUAUUCCAACACUUUCCUAAAUAACUUUCAUCCUUCGCGUCAAUCAGACCAAGCCUUCGCUUACCGAAUACCAAUCAAAAUGCACUUCACCAACGUCUUCGUCCAGGCCCUGCUUGCCGGCUCCGCCGUUGCAGCUCCCGCUUCUCUCGCCAGCAAGCGUCAACUUCAGCCCAUCCAGGCUGCCUUGACCAACGUCCAGGACUCUCUCACCGGGCUCGACACCGCUGUCAAGGCUCUCAACGCCGCGGAUCCCAACACCGCCGCCAACCUGCUUGAUGCUUCCAACAAGGUCCAGACCUCGCUGAAGCAAGGUACCACGCAGAUUCAGGGCGCCCAGGAGCUUUCCCUCACCGAUGCCCUCACCCUCCAGCAGUCUGCCGGUGGCUUGACCACCGCUGUCCAGACCUCUGUUGAUGACUUGGUCGCCAAGAAGCCCGAGCUUGACAAGCUUGGCGCCACUUCCAUUGCCGUUGACCAGCUCAAGCAACAGAAGGCGACUGCCGGUGACUUCAGCAGUGCCAUCGUUUCCAAGGUCCCCGCGAUCGGCCAGGGUAUUGCUCAGCAGUCUGUUGACCAGGUUACUCAGUCCCUGGACGGUGGUAUUCAGAAGCUCGGCGGUGAUGCCGCCGGUGGUGCCGCCGGUGGUGCCGCGCCUGCUGCCCCCGCUGCCCCUGCCGCUCCCGCCGCCCCUGCUGGCGCACAAGAGCAAUUCCACGCGGAGGUCAUGGCCUAA
Molecule: messenger RNA, 852 nt
Organism: Colletotrichum lupini
Lineage: Eukaryota; Fungi; Ascomycota; Sordariomycetes; Glomerellales; Glomerellaceae
Exons: 2
Cellular component (GO): extracellular region
Source: RefSeq, a predicted model, not a curated record